CAGAUGUGUCUCGUUGAACAUAGCCUGUGCCUGUACCGAAUUAUUUUUAGUUGUUAUCUUGUUUGUUUGUAAAAGUCAAAAUGUUGAUGUUGAUACUCUUAUUGGUUGCGGCGGUAUUCCUCUUUUAUUAUUUUAUGGUAAAACCAUUAGAUUAUUGGAAAGACAGGGGAGUUAAGCAAGGGAAUCCGAUGUGGAUAGCUGGUGAUAACUGGGGCAACCUCUCAAGAACGGAAACUACUGCCGGAAUGGUACAACGCGUUUACAACCAAUGUCCAGGGGUCAGAUAUUCAGGUAUGUACCAGUUCCUCGUGCCUGCUCUGGUAAUCAGAGACCCAGAUUUGAUAAAACAAUUAACGGUUAAGGAUUUCGACCACUUCACCGAUCACAAGAGUAUCUUUCCUGAUACCACUGAUCCCUUAUGGACUAAGAAUUUGCUCUUUCUCAAAGGUCAAAAGUGGCGUGACAUGAGAACAAUUCUCAGUCCAUCAUUCACCACCAGCAAAAUAAAGACUAUGUUCGUUCUAAUAUCGGAAUGCGCUGAGAACUUUGUUCAGCACUUCCUGGAAAAGAAGGAAGACGUCGUGACGGUAGAAUUUAAAGAUAUUUUUACUCGUUUCACAAAUGACGUGAUAGCGUCUACCGCUUUUGGAAUCCAAGUAGAUUCCUUGGCCCAGCCAAACAAUACUUUCUAUCUGCUGGGUAAGGAAGCUACUAACUUAGGCAGCUUUAUCAAUAUUUUCGCUUAUCUGGUAUUUCCAAGGCUUUGUAAUUUACUGAACAUACAGAUAUUCUCGAAUGAAGUGAGGACGUUCUUCCAAAAAAUUGUGAAGGAUACAAUUAAAACGAGAGAAGAGAAAAACAUCGUUCGACCAGACAUGAUCAAUCUACUAUUGGAGGCGAGAAAAGGAGUUCAAAAACAGGAGGAAAAUGGUGUGAUCGACACUGCCAAAGAAAGUGAUUUAACAAAAGCAACUAAACCACCCACAGAAAUAACAGAUGUGGACAUCGCAGCGCAAGCUAUGAUAUUCUUUUUCGCCGGUUUUGAGAGUGUAUCGACACUCUUGUGUUUUUUGGCCUAUGAAUUAGCUACCAAUCCAGAUAUCCAGGACAGGUUAAGAGAGGAGGUUAGGUCUACCCUAGAAAAAUGUGAAGGUAAACUCACGUAUGAAGAUAUUCUCGAGAUGACAUAUAUGGAUAUGGUUAUCUCAGAAACUCUAAGAAAAUGGCCCUCUACCAUAGCUACAGACAGGGUUUGUACAAAACCUUACACUAUAGAACCAACUAGACCUGACGAGAAACCUGUAUACCUGGAAAAAGGCUCUUUAAUUAUGCUACCCAUAUACGGCAUACACCACGACCCCAAGUAUUUUCCAAAUCCAGAGCGUUUCGACCCAGAGAGAUUCAGUGAUGAGAAUAAGGACGGCAUCGAACCCUACACCUACUUGCCGUUUGGUGUGGGUCCUCGUAACUGCAUUGGUUCUAGGUUUGCUUUACUGGAAACAAAAACUCUAAUCUUGCACGUUCUAAAGAAUUUUGAAUUAGUUCCAGUUGAAAAAAGUAGAAUUCCUGUUCAGAUAUGUAAGAAGCAAUUUAAUAUGUCCGCUGAAGGUGGUUUUUGGUUCGGACUGAAACGUAUCAGGGAAUAAAAAAACUAUGGCGGUUGGAAAUUAAAAUAAAAUUAUAUAAUUAUAUUUCCAUUGUAACAUUUGUAUAGGAAUAAUGCUUGGCAAUAAUACCAAAAUCAAAAUCUCCUACCUUAA
This is a messenger RNA of Anoplophora glabripennis (Asian longhorned beetle), 1760 nucleotides long. RefSeq names its product cytochrome P450 9e2. Gene Ontology annotation, molecular function: heme binding; monooxygenase activity; iron ion binding. Lineage: Eukaryota; Metazoa; Arthropoda; Insecta; Coleoptera; Cerambycidae. The transcript is spliced from 7 exons. The record is from RefSeq and is a predicted model, not a curated record. The coding region runs from base 81 to 1646 and encodes 521 amino acids.